GUCUCUGGGGCUUGGUGAACAAUGCAGGCAUCGCUUUCCCAUUGGCUCCCAACCAGUGGCUGACCAAGGAUGACUUUGCAAAGGUGCUGAAUGUCAACCUGCUGGGAGUAGUUGAUGUGACCCUCCACUUGCUGCCUCUGAUCAGGAGAGCCAGAGGGAGAGUAGUCAACAUGAGCAGUAUAGCUGGAAGAGUUGCCUAUGGUGGAGGCGGCUACAGCCCUUCAAAAUUUGCAUUGGAAGCCUUCUCUGACAGCCUCCGACGUGAAAUGCAUCCUUUUGGGGUCAAAGUCAGCAUCAUCGAGCCAGGCUCAUUUUUAACAGGACUAGAUAAAUGUGCAGCUGAGUUCUUCAGAACCCUCUGGAGCAACGUACCACCUGAUAUCAAAGAACUGUAUGGCCAGGAAUUCUGGAGCAAAAUUAACCAAACAUUUGUUGGCAGUAGUUGGAAGAAAACAAACCUCCAGAUAGUUACAGACUGCAUGGAACAUGCCCUAAUUUCUGCCUACCCUCAUAGCCGUUACGCUGCAGGCCGAGAUAUCAAAUUCUUCUUCAUCCCCCUCUCUUACUUGCCAACCCUACUGACAGAUUAUAUUCUGACCUAUGGCCAUCCCAGACCAGCCAAAAGUCUGUAUUGAUCACAGUCUCAUAGUUUGUACAAGAAUCAGGCUACACCCACUUCUCAUUUAGCAACUACCUCAGUCCAAUUGAUUUUCCAACCAAUGGGCACAUUUAUGACCAAAUUUCAUCCAUCUGCACUGUCCAUUGCACUGCACUUGUGUGAUAUUUGCAGUGUCUCUGUCACAUGUUCACUUAGCAAUCAUUUCGCUUCACAUACUGAUUGUUGGAACAUAACAUGAUUGCAAAACAAGAGAUGAGUGUAUAGAAAUGAUGAGACACGUGGAUUACACCAAGACAUUGUAACUUUGUAAAAAAAAAAAAAAAAAAAGUUAAUCCGCUGG
Molecule: messenger RNA, 959 nt
Organism: Thamnophis sirtalis
Lineage: Eukaryota; Metazoa; Chordata; Lepidosauria; Squamata; Natricidae
Source: RefSeq, a predicted model, not a curated record